AUGCCCUUAUCCUUUGAAAGGUUUCAAGGGGACGGGGUGUUUGGUGUUGUUUCUUCUCUCUAUUCAGAUCCUCAGAAAAUCUGGUUUAAUCAAGACAAAACCGGAAUCAGAAGACAAGAACCAGAGCAAGAAGAUCUUGGUUAUGUUGUCGGUGGUGUUUUACGCGAGCCGACCUCUGUUCUCGACGCUUUAAGGAGUCCUAGCCCUCUCGCUUCCCACUCUUCAACCACCACCAUGACUCUCUCUUCCUCUCACGGCACCACCGCCACCGCCACAGUCGCCGGAGAUGAUAAAUGUUGUCUUGAUGAUCUCGACGGAGGUCAAGAACAGAGCAUCUUAAGGCUUAUAAUGGACCCGGGUUCAGGCUUCGGUGUUUUCGACCCGGGUUUCGGAUUCGGAUCCGGGUCUCUCCCGGUGAACGAUAAUCCUAUGGUAUCCAGUACCUUCCCGUAUCAAGAAGAGCUGAUGUUCUCUAACCCUCCGUCACCUCCGCCGGCGGCGAAACGGUUUAAUUCGGUUAAUUCGGUUAAUUCGGAAUCUCAUCAACCGGUUUUCCCAUUCUCGGAUCCGGAUCCGGGUCUCGUUCGCCGUCAACAGCAAUUCCAGUUCCCGUUUCAGUUCCACCAGCAACAACAACAACUCCCGUCUUCCUCUUUGGCUCCGGUUCCGCCGCCGGGAAUGGCCGGCGAUGACCAAUCAGUCAUCAUCGAGCAGCUAUUCAACGCGGCGGAGCUAAUCGGAAACAGUAACAACAACAACAACAACAACGGCGACCACACCGUUCUCGCGCAAGGGAUAUUGGCGCGGCUCAAUCACCAUCUCACCUACAACAAGAACCCUCCCUUUCAAAGAGCGGCUUCUCACAUAACCGAAUCUCUCCUCUCACUCAUCACCAACAACAACGCAUCUCCACCGUUAAUCUCACCAGAGAAUCUCAUCCUUCGGAUCGCUGCUUACAGAGCCUUCUCCGAAACGUCGCCGUUUCUCCAAUUCGUCAACUUCACGGCCAACCAAUCGAUUCUCGAGUCGUGCAACGACGAGCUAGGGUUUGAUCGGAUCCACAUUAUCGACUUCGACGUCGGAUACGGUGGACAAUGGUCGUCGUUGAUGCAAGAGCUCGCUUCGAGGAGAAGAAACAGAGCAACGUCUCUGAAAAUAACAGUCUUUGCUCCUCCUCCGUCAACGGUCUCCGACGAGUUCGAGCUCAGAUUCACGGAGGAGAAUCUCAGAAGCUUCGCUGGAGAAGUCAAGAUUCCGUUUGAGAUCGAGCUGUUGAGUCUCGAGCUUCUUCUGAACCCGGCUUACUGGCCUGGCUCUCUCCGUUCGUCGGAGAAAGAAGCAAUCGCGGUGAAUCUUCCCGUUAACUCCGUCGUUUCCGGUUACCUUCCGUUAAUUCUCCGUUUCCUUAAACAGAUUUCUCCAAACGUCGUCGUUUGUACAGACAGAGGGUGUGACCGUAACGACGCGCCGUUUCCUAACGCUGUGAUCCACGCGCUUCAGUACUACACUACCCUGAUUGAGUCUCUGGACGCUAAUCAAAGCCAAGAUGAUUCGAGUGUGGAGAGGUUUUGGGUGCAACCUUCGAUAGAGAAGGUGUUGACGAAACGACACCGUUGGAUUGAGAGAUCACCGCCGUGGAGGAGCUUGUUUGCACAAUGUGGGUUUUCUCCGGCGGGUUUGAGUCAGACGGCGGAGGCUCAGGCGGAGUGUUUGUUGCAGAGGAGUCCGGUGAGAGGGUUUCACGUUGAGAAACGACAAGGUUCACUUGUCAUGUGUUGGCAAAGGAAAGAACUUGUUACUGUCUCUGCUUGGAAGUGUUAG
Messenger RNA from Eruca vesicaria subsp. sativa (arugula), 1821 nucleotides. Lineage: Eukaryota; Viridiplantae; Streptophyta; Magnoliopsida; Brassicales; Brassicaceae. The record is from the annotation of a GenBank genome assembly.